AUGACCGUCCACGCUGCUCGCUUCACCCCAGAGGUGCUUCUCUCGGCCCCGCGCCGAUCAACUGGUGUUCCCAACUCGACCGGUGAGCUCGUGCUAUACACCGUUUCCGUCUACUCCUUCGAGACGCACUCCAAGUCUUCGCAGAUUCGAGUCCUCAACAUCAAAGAAGGCACUUCUCACCUCGUGUCUGAGGAUUCUGGCGCCAGCGAUCCCGUAUGGAUUGGCGAAAAGGAGAUUUUGUACCUCAAGGGUGGUGACAAUGGCUGUACCAUGAUUAUGACCCAGCGAGUGCAAGAAGAUUCCGAACCCCAAAUGGUCCACUAUCUUGCGGGAAAUAUAUCAAGUCCCAAAACCAAAGUCCUGUCAAGCGAGAAAGUCGCUGUUUGCUUCGCCGGACUAACCACCCCCAAGGGAGAGUUGUACUGGCCGCCUGCCGACCACAAGUCACACGACUCGGCCAAGAUUUACACCUCGCUUUUCGUUCGCCACUGGGAUAACUGGAAUACCGCCAAUGAAAAUUCGCUAUGGUACGGCCAAUUGGCCAAGAUGGACGGCAAAUGGGCCCUGGAAAGCCCUGGCUUGACCAACCUCUUGGCCGGCACCGACCUCAAGUCUCCUGUCCCUCCCUUUGGCGGCUCUGGCGAUUUUGACAUUUCUGCAAACGGCAUCUGCUUUGUCGCCAAGGACCCAGAGAUCAACCCGGCGAGGUACACCAAGACUGAUCUCUACUAUGUGCCCAUCAAGUCGUAUAUCGAGAAGCCGUCUGCGCCGCAAAUUGUCAAGACUGGCAACCUGGUCGGCUACAGCAUAACACCCACCUUCAACAAGGAUGGCAAAAAGAUUGCCUUUGCUCGCAUGAAGAAUAUCCAGUACGAAGCUGACAAGACUAGGCUCCUGGUCAUUCCCGACGUGACGGACCUCAGCAAUGUUCAAGAGUUUUACAAGACCAGCGACGGUGAGGGUGGUUGGGACUUGAAGCCCGACUGGAUUACCUGGAGCCACGACGAAAAGGAGUUGUUUGUUGGCGCAGAAAAGCAUGGACGAGUCGUGCUCUGGAAGCUCCCGUCGUCUCCCGCCGAUGCCAAAGAUCUGCCCACGCCACUUCACCACGACGGUAGCGUCAGUGAUGCCAAGUUAUUGGGAGACGGCCCUUCGUUGCUCAUCAGCUCCAAGUCUCGCAUCGAGAGCUCCCUUUACACCGUGUUGGACCCCACCUCUGGUUCAGUUACCGAGCUGUCCUCGAGCUCCAAGAAUGGCAAGUCCUUUGGCCUCAACAACUCGAUGCGCGACGAUCUUUGGUAUCGUGGCUCCCUGGGGUAUGAUGUACACGCUCUUGUGACGAAACCAUCCGACUUUGACCCGUCAAAGAAGUAUCCUUUGGCUUUCCUAAUCCAUGGUGGCCCUCAAGGUGCUUGGAUGGAUGAUUGGAGCACGCGGUGGAACCCAGCCAUUUUUGCCGAGCAGGGUUACGUUGUCGUCUCCCCCAACCCAACUGGCAGCACUGGGUAUGGGCAGAAGCACACCGAUGCCAUUAAGUGCAACUGGGGCGGCAACCCCUACGAAGAUCUUGUGCUGUGCUUUGAGCACUUGGAGAAGAAUGUAGAGUACAUUGAUACGUCGCGAUCCGUGGCCCUUGGAGCUUCAUAUGGAGGCUACAUGAUCAACUGGAUCCAAGGCCAGCCCUUGGGGCGCAAGUUCAAGGCUCUCGUGUGCCACGACGGUGUCUUUUCCACCCAAAACCAGUGGUCCACCGAGGAGCUCUUCUUCCCCGAGCACGAUUUUGGUGGCACGUUGUGGGAGCACCGUGAGACCUAUGCCAAAUGGGACCCAUCACUGCAUUGCCAGAACUGGGAGACUCCAAUGCUGGUGUUGCACAACGAGUUGGAUUAUAGGCUGCCGAUUUCCGAAGGGCUGGCCAUGUUUAACGUUUUGCAGGCCCGAAAUAUUCCUAGCAAGCUUGUAUCGUUCCCCGAUGAGAACCACUGGACAAUCAAGCCUGAGAACUCGUUGGUGUGGCAUAGGGAAGUGUUGGGCUUUAUCAACAAGUAUAGUGGAAUUGCUGGCAAGGGCUCUGCGUAG
This is a messenger RNA of Pochonia chlamydosporia 170, 2079 nucleotides long. RefSeq names its product secreted dipeptidyl peptidase. The coding region runs from base 1 to 2079 and encodes 692 amino acids. NCBI's taxonomy places the organism in Eukaryota, Fungi, Ascomycota, Sordariomycetes, Hypocreales, Clavicipitaceae. Gene Ontology annotation, molecular function: serine-type endopeptidase activity. The transcript is spliced from 6 exons. The record is from RefSeq and is a predicted model, not a curated record. Gene Ontology annotation, biological process: proteolysis.